UGUACCUGUCAACUCAACUGAAGCAUCAUUAUAAUCGGCUACUUCAUGAGAAAGUUUCACUAGUAGCUAGCUAGCUAUGUUUCAUAAAAACUCAACAACGGUCACCUCUUUUAUACUGCUAGAUACAUUUCAAAAGUGCUGAUAAAAUACAUGGCCUAAUAGAGUUCAUUUUUUCUGUCUGAUUUUACUUGACAAAAUGAAUUGGGUCGGUGGUUCAAGGAACCGGUUUAUGAUGAGAAAUGACAUGAAAAAGCAGAGGGAAUUCUUUGAAAAGAAAAAAAUGCAGAGAAAGAUGAAAACCUUAGGAAUACCAACCUCUCCUAAAGGAGCCACUUCUGGAAGUAUGGACCUAGUGACUUUAUUCAUAGUAAACCAGAUUGCUGCAAAGAAAGAAAACAAUGAUCAGCCAAAGAUAACUCACAUCACUGAUGAUAAAGGAGGACCCAAGUCGAUGAGGGAGGGGCCCCUGGAGUUACCCAUGAGCCCUUGCUCACCAUCACGGCUUUCCCUUGUGGAGAGCCAGCCUUUGUACAGUGUCCAGACUGCUAGAAAGAGAAAGCACUGCAUUCCUAAUGGAUUCAAGUGUAGACAGCUCUCACCAGUGCUGGAGUCGAACAUGUCAGACACCAGUACGUCAGACUACCAGCAACGCAUCCAGGACACCCUGAGCCCCUUCUGCUCGGCAUCGUCGUCAGUCUCCUCCUCAGGGGCAGGCCUGUUCUCCCUCCAGCACAUAGCACAGGUCCAGCCACAGCUACACUGCUCCCCUAGAACCCCAUGGGAUACCUCCACCUCAGAGAAACUACAGUUUAGACCUUUCUCUCAGCCAGGAGGGAGGAGAGAGUGUUCCCCGUGGGCCACAGGACCAAGUGGACCCAAACAGCAGCUGAACAUGACCCCCACUGUGUCCAGAGUACUGUUUGGAGGCACAGAGCCUGAUAGCACAGACACCAGAGACCAUGUCAUGCACGCAGUGGGGUUCUCUAUCAACCAAUCGGAGGGCAAAGACCACACCUUGGAGUUCUCUCUCAAAGAUCAGACAAUGAAGUUCUCUCUCAACCAAAUAGAGAGUGAAGAGCAACACGAGAAAGCACUCUUCAGGGCCUGCAGUAAUGAGGAAUAUGGAAGUGAAGCAGCUAAUUUUAAGAAGGGGAUGUCUAAGAUAUAUCUCAAGGAGGAAGUACCAACGUCUUCCAGAGAUGUGAAUGAAUCACAGAGCCAAGACCCUGAACCUGAUUUUCUGACUCAGGUUUCUAACUGCACUGAUGUCAGCUCAUCUUGUCCUGGAAACACUCAUCAUGGUCCUAAGGAAUUCUGCGAAUCAUCGCCCAGUUACUCUCCAAGAGGUUACUUUAGUUCAGACUCUGAUGAUGACGAGGUGGAGGAUUAUUACCAGUGUCACCAGGGUGGAUCCUCACAGUCACACACAGUGAGGUCCUGUAGUGAAGAGUUCCCUAUCCUCAGCCAAGGCUCAUCACAUUGGAACACACAACAACUGGGUCACCCUCAGUCUCAACCCAGACCUUACACCCCACCCACUAGGCCUCAAUGCACAGGGAACUGUGGAAACGACCAGAGAGCUUUGGAGAGCUCCGGCUACACUGAGAGACGGUCAGGCUGUGCAGUUACAGAUGACACAGAUAACGGCCAGGUUAGGGUUAUAAGUGAUCAGUAUGUCCCAUCUUGUCCUCUGUCUGAAUCACAGUGCUCUGAGAUUCACCAACAAAAGAUGGAAGCCACCGGAACACGAGAAACACAAACACGAGAAAUGGGAACACAGACUGUCACCACCAUCACCUCGAAAUGUCCAACAUCGGACGUUUCAACUCAGUGCAGUUUUGGACUGGAGUGUAAAGAGAACAACCUCAUGGACUCUGAAUCCCACAAGUCUGCUUACAAUGUAAUACCGACCCCAACUACCAGAGGGCAGGCAAGUCACAGAGAUGAGUCUAUGAGACAACAGACACACAGAGCAUUAUCAGACAGAUCCAGGAAGGAGGGAGAAGAGCAAACGCCAUGGAGAAAAUCAACAGCCAGAGAGCUCAAGGCUGGAACUGGGCACCAUCCAUCAAUCAUCCCUUCUAACAAGUGUCGUAACACUAACACUGAGAGUAGAGUGUUUAUUCAGAGACCCACUACCUCUAUACUAGACGUUCUCACCACCAAUGAUGUAAAAGACUUGAGAGAUGAGCAGCUGCAGCAUAGAGGACAGGAAGAUGAAAGAGAGGUCCUGGAAUCUGUUGAGAAUGUUCCUCUUAGAGAAGACCUUCCAGAUGACAAAGAGGAGAAACGGAGAGAGAGUGCAGAGGAGAGGGAGGAGGUCACUGCUGAGAGCGGAGUUAACAGGCUUUCAGAGGAGGUUGAGACACUUCAGGAAAUAGCAGACAUUCUGCUCAUGCUGAAGCAGAGGAAAAAAGAUUAGAGGUGGGAAGGACAGGAGAGUAUCCCUUUAAGAGUUGUGGACAAUACUAUCAACUACAUCCCAUUACCACAGCAUCUGUUUCUGCAUAUUUAAAGGUUUAUAACAAUGCCCUUGGGAUUCUACAUUAAAACGAAAGCCAGACAUUGCAAGAU
This is a messenger RNA of Oncorhynchus tshawytscha (Chinook salmon), 2574 nucleotides long. RefSeq lists its product as uncharacterized. The coding region runs from base 197 to 2422 and encodes 741 amino acids. The record is from RefSeq and is a predicted model, not a curated record. The transcript has 13 exons. NCBI's taxonomy places the organism in Eukaryota, Metazoa, Chordata, Actinopteri, Salmoniformes, Salmonidae.